Molecule: messenger RNA, 2526 nt
Organism: Clupea harengus (Atlantic herring)
Lineage: Eukaryota; Metazoa; Chordata; Actinopteri; Clupeiformes; Clupeidae
Gene: ajap1
Product: adherens junctions associated protein 1
Cellular component (GO): adherens junction; cell-cell contact zone; cytoplasmic side of plasma membrane
Molecular function (GO): beta-catenin binding
Source: RefSeq, a predicted model, not a curated record
UAAGAUGAGAAAACUCUGAACUCAUAAAUAUUUCAGCCUCUGAAAUGAGCCGGCCACUGGAUGCUCAUCUGCCGGGGAGCGUUGCCUUCUGAUUAUCUAAGCCCAGCCUGACACGAUAUUAACCUUGGGAUGAAAGAGCGGUCCCCCUCGGAACCCGUUCUCCCGCUGCAGCGCGUGCCCCUCCUCUACGAAGGAUUUUGUCGGAUUGAUUGAUGCCACUCAGCUAAUAGCAAUCCAUAGGGGACGGAGUCCGGACGUUUGGUUUUGAAGAGCACGCCGAUGCUAAAAUCGGAACAAAAAGAGAAAUGUAGCUGGCGUGCGCACUAGUGUAGGAGAUUUAGAGAGGUGUGGAGAAGAUCACAAUAUCCCAUAUUUUACUUUAAAAUGACGUCACGGGGGUGUCAAGCGAAGCAGGACUGGCGGGUUGUUAGUCAGACGGAGCGAGGCACGCGAAGAGGUUGGCAGUACAGCGCGCGGCGUACAUUGCGCACUCUUUCUAAAUGUUAAGGUUUUUUUUCUCGCGUCCUCUGGCCGCACGCGGCACCGCGAGUCUGCACACUCAGACCUCUCAGUCCUCCGCGUCUCUUGCGCGUUUCAUUAUUUCAUUCUACUGAGUCUUCAAAAACACGCGAACUAUCGAAUUUGUGCCACGGCUGAUCAUGCUAGGCGCUUCGAGGAGCGUCUACGAAUUGUUCUUAUUUAAGUCUAUGGGCUGGGCAUUUUCCCGGAGCUUUUUGCGCGGUUCUACUACACAAUAAUGAGCAGAAGUGCGUGGACAUUUUUCAAGCUGAAACCCACGGGAGAUUUCUACGGUUCACCUUGCCGACCUGGUGAUAUUUCCGUUGCUUUUUGACUUUCCGGUGGAGUAUAUUCCAGUGAUUUCAUAAACUUUGAUCUAUACAAGAGGUUAGGAGACAGCAAUUGAGAAUAACUUCGACACAACCACCUGCCCGUGGCUGAGGGUCGUCACCAACCGAACACAUUAUUAAGGAUGAAAUAACUGGCAAGUGUGCGCGGACUCGAAACGUCCUUGUUUCGCAAGAUAGUUCGCGUUUGCAUCGCUGUGUGCGCGCGCUGUCGGCGGGUUGUCAGCGUGCAUCUGGAGUGAGACUGUCUACUUCGCUCCGUAGGAUAAUCGAGCCUUAUAAUGAAUGCGUUAAGGACACUUGGAGUAAUGUCUUUAACUUAAAAGUGUUAUCACAACCAACUAUCGACAUUUGUGGGAUCGACCAUAAAUGGGAGGAUUCCUGAAACACUGACGCGGAAUCUGUGUCAAGAAAAUGUGGAUAAAACAGUGCAUCGCUCGCAGCUCGGUGUGUGUGCAGUGGGGACUGUUCUCCAUGUGCCUCCACGCGUGGCUGCUGCUGACUGUGCUGCACCUGGUGGUGGAUCUGUCCAUCUGUUCCCCGCUGGGCCAGGGGUCCUCCCUGAGACUGGGCCCAGCCCCGGGGCCUGGCGGUCGGGCUCGCGCUCCGCCGAUCUGGGCCCUGCAAGGGGUGGGGGGGCCGUACUGGAGGACUCUGGGAAACCUGCGCCGGAGCCCCCCCCCCUCCUCCUCGCACCCUGCCGUCCGCUCGCCAGCGGGAGACAAGGGGACCCACGGAGGAGGCCCCGAGCUGCGGUUGGCACGGCGACGGCGGGCAGUGCAGCCAGGUCGCAGGUGGGGGGCAGGCGGUGCUGAGCCGUCGCCCCUGGACUCGCUGGCGUUCUUGGAGGGGGGGCGCAGGGCAGGGGGGCGCCCCCGCCGGCAGCUGCAGCUGGACGAGGACCCCGGGGAGCACACCACCACCGUCUCCGGCUUCAUCGACUGGGGGCCCACUGGUGUCGACGAGGUUCCGGAGGAGGAGGGGCGUGCCCGAAACGGGGUGACAGUCACACGGCAAUCUGUCACCACGACGACCCCCGCCCCGACAACCACCACCACAACACAGAGCCCCAAGAGGACGCGCACGGAACACACCACCACACACACACCCCGCCGGCUAAGCACAACGUCCGCCAGCUCCGUACGCACUGCCCGGCCACCAAAGCACGACACGCCAGGUCUUGCUGUGCAUCAGAUCAUCACCAUCACUGUGUCUCUUAUCAUGGUGAUCGCCGCCCUCAUCACCACUCUGGUCCUUAAGAACUGCUGUGCGCAGUCAGGGAACGGCCGCCACAGUAGCCAUCAGCGCAAGAUCAACCAGCAGGAGGAGAGCUGCCAGAACCUGACCGACUUCACGCCGGCGCGCGUGCCCAGCAAGGUGGACAUCUUCACCGCCUACAACGACAGUUUACAGUGCCCGCACGAGUGUGUGCGCAACGCAGUGCCCAUCUACACCGACGAGAUGAUCCAGCACACACCCAUAUACAAGACAACCUACAACGGAAGCAGACCUUCGCCCAGCGAGAGGCAGCUUAUUCCUGUGGCCUUUGUGUCGGAGAAGUGGUUCGAGAUCUCCUGCUGAUCUCCAGGAUCCAUUUGGAAAACUUUUACACUGCGUGAAAACCAAUUACCGGAGCAGAAACAACACAAGGAGAAAAUGA